GGUUCAGUGUUCCUAUUUUCCCACUGAGCCCACUCGACUAACCUGAAACCCUAACUCAUGCUUUCGUGAUUCAGAGUGUUACAUCUCUGUUACCGUGCAAUUUCACUCAGUUUGGUAUAAAGUUACAGUAACUUAAUCGGUGAAAAUGGCGAUGGCUGGCUUGUACAGGCGGUUACUUCCUUCCCCGCCUGCGGUAGAAUUCGCUUCAUCUGAAGGAAAGCAACUUUUUCUUGAAGCCAUUCAAAAUGGAACAAUGGAAGGAUUUUUUAGAUUAGUUUCUUAUUUUCAAACACAAUCAGAGCCUGCGUACUGUGGAUUGGCAAGCUUAUCCAUGGUCUUGAAUGCUCUUGCUAUUGAUCCUGGAAGAAAAUGGAAAGGUCCUUGGAGAUGGUUUGAUGAAUCUAUGUUGGACUGUUGUGAACCUCUAGAAAAGGUCAAAGCCAGAGGUAUCUCAUUUGGGAAGCUUGUAUGCUUGGCUCAUUGUGCUGGAGCAAAAGUUGAAGCCUUUCAUACGAAUCAGAGCAACAUUGAUGACUUUCGCAAAUAUGUGAUGAGAUGUUCAGCUUCUGAUGAUUGUCAUAUAAUCUCUUCAUACCACAGAGCUGUUCUCAAACAAACUGGAACUGGUCAUUUUUCUCCUAUUGGUGGCUAUCAUGCUGGAAAGGACAUGGCCCUUAUUUUGGAUGUUGCACGUUUUAAGUAUCCUCCUCAUUGGGUCCCACUUACCCUUCUCUGGGAGGGCAUGAACUAUGCUGUCGAAGACACCGGACAACCUAGGGGGUUCAUGCUUAUAUCAAGGCCUCACAGGGACCCUGGUAUGCUUUAUACCCUGAGCUGCAAACAUGAGAGUUGGAUUAGUAUUGCAAAAUUCCUUAUGGAUGAUGUUCCCCUUCUACUAAAAUCAGACGACGUGAAGAAUGUUCACAAGGUGCUCUCAGUUGUAGUCAAUUCGCUUCCAUCUAAUUUUGGGGAUUUUAUCAAGUGGGUUGCAGAAGUCAGGAGGCGAGAGGAUGGUAGUCCAAGUUUGAGUGUAGAGGAGAAAGCUAGGGUUUCUAUUAAGGCAGAAGUAUUGAAACAGGUGCAGGAGACUCGGCUUUUUAAACAUGUCACUUCUUUUCUAUCAAAUUCUUGUUGUAGGCUGCCCUCUAUUUCAGGUCACGGAGACACUUUACCUGACAUUGCAGCAAAUGUGUGUUGCCAAGGAGCAGAAAUUCUAGGCGGGAAGCUCAGCUCAUCGGCAGUGUAUUGCUGUAGAGAAACAUGUAUGAAAUGCUUGAAAGCAGAGGGUGACAAGCCAAUCACAAUGGUCUGUGGGACUGUAGUAAAUGGUAACAAUGAACAAGGGGUUGAUGUUUUAAUUCCUUCUCCUCAAGGACCGUGUUGUGAUUGCUCUGGUCCAAGUAAGUACAUUGAGAUGCACCCAGCUAGCAGUGACGUGCUUACAGCACUGCUACUCUCGCUGCCAUCUACAACGUGGAUUGGCAUCAAAGAUGGGCAAGUCCUGAAGGAAAUACAUGAACUUGUUUCAAUUGAUAACCUUCCUACUUUGCUGCAAGAAGAGGUUUUGCACCUAAGAAGUCAGCUUCAUAUGCUAAAGAAAUGUCAAGAGAACAAGGCAGAUGAAGAUCUUGCUGCGCCUGUCUCCUAG
Messenger RNA from Neltuma alba, 1648 nucleotides. RefSeq names its product glutathione gamma-glutamylcysteinyltransferase 1. The transcript has 8 exons. NCBI's taxonomy places the organism in Eukaryota, Viridiplantae, Streptophyta, Magnoliopsida, Fabales, Fabaceae. The coding region runs from base 146 to 1648 and encodes 500 amino acids. Gene Ontology annotation, molecular function: metal ion binding; glutathione gamma-glutamylcysteinyltransferase activity. The record is from RefSeq and is a predicted model, not a curated record. Gene Ontology annotation, biological process: phytochelatin biosynthetic process; response to metal ion; detoxification of copper ion.